This is a messenger RNA of Pyrus x bretschneideri (Chinese white pear), 1968 nucleotides long. RefSeq names its product phosphoinositide phospholipase C 2-like. NCBI's taxonomy places the organism in Eukaryota, Viridiplantae, Streptophyta, Magnoliopsida, Rosales, Rosaceae. The transcript has 9 exons. The record is from RefSeq and is a predicted model, not a curated record. Gene Ontology annotation, biological process: phosphatidylinositol-mediated signaling; lipid metabolic process. Gene Ontology annotation, molecular function: phosphatidylinositol-4,5-bisphosphate phospholipase C activity. Bases 194 to 1870 code for a protein of 558 amino acids.
AGUCCUAAGAAUCUCUAGCCAAAUAUGUUAUUUUCGGGAGAUGCUAAACAUUUGUUAGCCGUUAAUGUAUGCGAGUUCCAGUGUAGGUCACUCAUACAUAAAAGUCGGCAUGAAUACGUCUCGUAACCAAAACUUAAUUCAUUUCUUCCUUUCUCUGUUCUAAUGAAAUAAACUGGAGAAAGUAGUUUCAAAAAUGUCUAAUAAGCAGUCUUUCAAUGUCUGCUUUUGCUUCCGGAGAAAAUUUAGGCUCCGGAUGGCAGAGCCUCCUGAAGAUAUUAAGAACGUUUUUUAUCUGUACGCGCAAAAUGGCACCAUGACCAUUGAUGACCUGCAGAAAUUUCUGAUUGAGUUUCAAGGAGAAUCCAGUGCUACCAAGGAAGAUGCUCAGGCCAUUUUCAACAGUCUCAAGCAUCUCCACAUCUUUCAACGAAAGGAACUCGACCUUGAUGCCUUCUUUCGAUAUCUCCUUGGUGACCUUAAUCCUCCUCUCUCUUCAAAGGUGCACCAUGACAUGAAUUCUCCAUUGGCUCAUUAUUUCCUAUUUACCGGCCACAACUCUUACUUAAAAGGAAAUCAACUCAGCAGUAACAGUAGUGUUCGUCCGAUAAUUAACGCGCUGCGACAAGGUGUUAGAGUUAUUGAAUUAGACUUGUGGCAGGGUUCUAAGAAAAAUGACGUGGUGGUUCGUCAUGGAGGGACGCUUACAAGUCCGGUGGAUCUCAUCAAAUGUUUGCGCGCGAUCAAGGAAAACGCUUUUGUUGCUUCUGAGUACCCUGUUGUCAUAACAUUUGAAGACCACCUACAUUCAAAUCUUCAAGCCAGAGUGGCAACGAUGCUCACUGAGACAUUUGGUGACAUGCUGUACUCUCCCGAUUCAGAAUUCUUAAAGGAAUUCCCUUCACCGGCAUCAUUGAAGAGGAGAAUUUUGAUUUCUACCAAGCCACCAAAGUAUCCUGAAUCGCAGAAACCUGGAGAUCAAUCUGGAUCCACUGAUCAUAAGCAGGAAAACGAACAAGAUGAUGAAGAAGAUGAAGAUAAAGACGAGGAGAAUGCUAUUCCGGAAUAUAAACAGUUGAUUGCGAUUCACGCAGGGAAGCCGAAACGUGGGUUAGAUAAAUGGCAUAUCGAUCCAAAUAAAGUCAGACGUCUUAGCUUGAACGAGCAACAACUCAAAAAUGAAACAAGAACUCGUGGAUCCGACAUUGUCAGGUUUACUCAGAGGAAUUUGUUGAGGGUUUAUCCAAAGGGUACACGUUUGAACUCAUCAAAUUAUAAUCCUAUGCUUGCGUGGACUUAUGGAGCUCAAAUGGUGGCAUUCAAUAUGCAAGGACAUGGAAAGCACCUUUGGAUUAUGGAAGGAAUGUUCAGAGCAAAUGGAGGCUGUGGCUAUGUGAAGAAACCUGAAUUUUUGCUGGCUAGCCCAAAUAAUGAGGUUUUUGACCCUAAUGCAUCUUUACCGGUGAAAAAAACUUUGAAGGUAAAAGUAUACAUGGGUGACGGAUGGCGUUUAGAUUUCCACCGCACACACUUUGAUCUAUGUUCUCCACCGGACUUCUACGUGAGGGUUGGAAUUGCGGGAGUCCCGAGCGAUAAAACAAAAAUGAUGGAAACCGAACCAAUAGAGGACCAAUGGGUGCCAGUUUGGAACAAGGAGUUCACCUUCCCAUUGAGGGUUCCAGAGCUGGCUGUGCUUAGAGUUAAAGUCAAUGAGUAUGACACUCCCGCCAGACAUGACUUUGGUGGCCAAACAUGUCUGCCAAUACGAGAGCUCAGAACUGGGAUCCGAGCUGUUCCUCUGCACAGCGAAAGAGGUCAAAAGUAUACAUCUGUGAGGCUUCUGAUGAGAUUUGAAUUGACAAAUGAGGUUUAAUUAAGUGUGCUUACUCAUAAUCUGCUGUAUGUUCUAUGUUAAAUAUUACACACACUAACCUUGCAGCUGCUAUAAAAAUAUAUCCCGUUGUAUUUGAA